Cyclopterus lumpus (lumpfish) is the source of this 1519-nucleotide messenger RNA. It is a transcript of the gene fgg, whose product is annotated as fibrinogen gamma chain. The record is from RefSeq and is a predicted model, not a curated record. Gene Ontology annotation, biological process: blood coagulation; protein polymerization; platelet activation. The transcript is spliced from 9 exons. Bases 1 to 1290 code for a protein of 429 amino acids. Lineage: Eukaryota; Metazoa; Chordata; Actinopteri; Perciformes; Cyclopteridae. Gene Ontology annotation, molecular function: signaling receptor binding. Gene Ontology annotation, cellular component: fibrinogen complex.
AUGGCUCCAUCCCGACUUGCAACGGCAGGAGGACUUCUGCUCCUUCUCUCCUUCUCGUCGGCACAAAUCAGAGGAGACAACAGUGCACCGUGCACACCCCAUGACAACUUUGGAACGUACUGCCCUACAACAUGCGGAGUGGCUGAUUACAUGCUGAGGUACAGGCCAGAAGUGGACAGAGAUUUGGAGAAUAUGCAACAUAAACUCGACACAAGUACCAACUUGACCGAAGGGGCCGAACAAAAAAUCGUCUACAUGAAAGAUUCGACUCUUUCCGCCCAAAAGAACACCCUGCCAGACCCCUACUACAAAAGAUCCACAGGUAUGCUGGAGGAUAUUGUUCGAUUUGAAAAGACCAGCAUUGCACAGGAACAGCAAAUAUUUGAGCUCCAGAAUAUAAUUUCCUCCAACGAGAGGAGGAUGUCCGACCUGAAGCAGCUCUCCAUUCAGCUGCAGCAGAGAUGCACUGAGCCCUGCAAAGAAUCCGUUGAGAUCCAGAGUCUCACGGGAACAGACUGCCAGGAUAUUGCGAACAGAGGGGGCACCACCAGUGGCCUUUAUUAUGUGAAGCCGGCCAAAGCCACUGAGCAGUUCCUGGUCUAUUGUGAGAUUGACGAGUUUAGACGCGGCUUCACAGUAAUACAGAGGAGGCGCGACGGCAGCGAGGACUUCCACAAGGACUGGAUCCAGUACAAGAAUGGCUUCGGCCACCUCUCGCCGGACGACACCACGGAGUUCUGGCUCGGGAACGAGAAGAUCCACCUCCUGACGACCAGCACCACCAUGCCAACCGUGCUGAGGAUAGAGCUCGUCGACUGGCAGGGCAUCAAAAAGUACGCCGACUACACCAUGUUCCGAGUGGGAUCGGAGGGCGACAUGUACCGCUUGACGUACGGCUACUUCCUCGGCGGGGACGCCGGAGACGCCUUCGACGGGUUCGACUUCGGCGACGACCCCAGCGACAAGUUCUACACGUCUCACAACGGCAUGCAGUUCAGCACCGUGGACAAGGACAACGACAAGUACCAGGGCAGCUGCGCUCAGCAGGACGGCUCCGGCUGGUGGAUGAACAGAUGCCACGCGGCACAUUUGAACGGCAAAUACUACCAGGGUGGAACAUACACCGAAAAGGACGCAGGUGAAUUUGGCUUCGACAACGGCAUCAUUUGGGUGACUUGGCACAACCGCUGGUACUCCCUGAAGGAGACCACCAUGAAGCUCAUCCCACUCAGCCGCAUCACAGCGGGCGGUGGGCAGCAGACGGGCGUGAAACAGUUCGGCGGCCUUUGAGUCGCCUCAAAAACUAGACAAAACGAGCUUGUGAUCUGUUUUGAGCACAACGGCACCGAAAUCGCCAUUAAAGGGAGAGUUUGUCUCAAAAUGAAAUAAAAUCUCAACGUUCAUAUUUUUCCCCUUGCAUGUGGUGCUAUUUAUCAAUCCAGAUCUAGUUUUGGAGCUAACCGCCUGUCGAGAUGUCUCUCGUGCUCAAAGUGCAAAUAAAUACAUUUUGAAAAAAUUC